Messenger RNA from Bolinopsis microptera, 690 nucleotides. RefSeq names its product large ribosomal subunit protein eL15-like. Gene Ontology annotation, biological process: cytoplasmic translation. Gene Ontology annotation, molecular function: structural constituent of ribosome; RNA binding. The transcript has 3 exons. The record is from RefSeq and is a predicted model, not a curated record. Lineage: Eukaryota; Metazoa; Ctenophora; Tentaculata; Lobata; Bolinopsidae. Gene Ontology annotation, cellular component: cytosolic large ribosomal subunit; ribosome. The coding region runs from base 48 to 662 and encodes 204 amino acids.
UUGAAAUUAUAAAUAAACUAACCGCUAACAUUAAAGUAGCUGCCAACAUGGGUGCCUACAAGUACAUGGAGGAGCUCUACAAGAAGAAGCAGAGUGACCUCAUGAGGUUUCUUCUGAGAGUCAGGUGCUGGCAGUUCAGACAGCUCGCUGCUAUUCACCGAGCCUCCAGACCAACUCGCCCAGACAAGGCCCGCAGACUUGGAUACAAGAACAAGCAGGGAGUCUGUAUCUACCGUACUCGAGUCAGGAGGGGAGGACGUAAGAAGCCCGUCGCUAAGGGUAUCUGCUACGGCAAGCCCAAAACUGCUGGUGUAAACCAACUUAAAUUCCAGAGAUCUAUCCAGUCUGUUGCUGAAGAGAGGGUUGGACGUGCCUGUGGUGGUCUCCGUGUCCUCAACAGCUACUGGGUGGGACAAGACGCCGUAUACAAAUACUACGAGGUAAUCUGUGUUGACCCACAACACAAGGCAGUCAGACGUGACGCCAGACUCAACUGGAUAUGUAACGCCGUACACAAACAUCGUGAAUUGAGAGGACUCACAUCCGCUGGUCGCAAGAACAGAGGAGUCGGCAAAGGACACAGACACGCCAAGGUCAUCGGCAGUUCAAGACGUGCUAACUGGAAGCGACGAAACACUCUUUCCCUUCGACGAUAUCGUUAAUUUAUUAAGGAUUUUUUUAUCUAAUGAA